Anneissia japonica is the source of this 637-nucleotide messenger RNA. RefSeq names its product PR domain zinc finger protein 13-like. Gene Ontology annotation, cellular component: nucleus. The record is from RefSeq and is a predicted model, not a curated record. Lineage: Eukaryota; Metazoa; Echinodermata; Crinoidea; Comatulida; Comatulidae. The transcript is spliced from 2 exons. Bases 17 to 637 code for a protein of 206 amino acids.
CACAUCUUCAUGCGUCAUGUAUGGUUGCCCUUGCUAUCUCCAUCGUCAUCAAGACAUUCUCAGCCCGGUCGAACCAUUACCGCAUCACCAAUAUCCACUUGACUGUCGAUUGACCGGCACAGACCGUAGGUCGAGCACUUCAAGUGUAGAUGCCACACGACGUUGGCCGUUUUACAGCUUUUUACAGCAUCCAGUAGGCAACUGGACAAAAAACCGCCAAAACCCGUCUUCCACUGAGCCGCAUGCGCCUGCAGAUGCUUCGCAAUCAAAGAGCAAAAGAGGACAUUUAUGCAUCUACUGUGGAAAGUUUUACUCCAGAAAGUAUGGACUGAAGAUACAUCUAAGAACGCAUACGGGUUACAAACCACUAAAAUGUAAAGUAUGUCUGCGUCCAUUCGGUGACCCAAGCAACCUUAACAAACACACAAGAUUGCAUGCUGAAGGAGAAACGCCGUACCGCUGCGAAUUCUGUGGCAAAGUGCUGGUGCGCAGACUGAAAUAUUGUAAUAGAUUUAAAGAACAACUGGACCUUUUGAAAUGUGGGUGGGGAGUUCGCACCAUCUGCACUACUCCUGCCUACGGGCCUGCGAAACGAAUUAGACCCGCAAAAGACGAAGAUACAGAUCGCCAAUAUUAA